AACAAAAGCUCCAGCAAUGGAGAUCGAUUUGAUGAUACUGAUGCCGCUGGUGGCGAUCCUCGGCAUCGUCUACUACUACAUUACGAAGAAUAAUAACUAUUUCCACGACAAACCGAUUCCAUCGCUGGCGACGGUGCCGCUUUUCGGGAGCACACGUCGGUUGGUGAUGAAGAAAACUUCUUUCACUGAUUUUAUCAUCGACAUUUACAACAAGUUCCCGCUGGUUAAAGUUUUCGGUAUGAUCGACACUUUGCAACCCGUGUUCGUGGUGCGCGACCCGGAGCUUAUCAAAAAGAUUGGAGUGAAAGAUUUCGACUACUUCGUCAACCACCGGCCAGUAUUUGGCAACAAUGAAGAUUCCAACAACAAGGCUCUGUUCAGCAAGACCCUCAUUGCAAUGAACGAUCAACGGUGGCGCGAUAUGAGAGCCACACUGAGUCCCGCCUUUACUGGCAGCAAAAUGCGCCAAAUGUUCGAUCUGAUCGUUGAGUGCAGUACCAACAUGGCCAAGUUCUACAAGGAGGAGAUCCGCAACAGUGGCGGCCGGGCACGGGAGCACGAAAUGAAGGAUGUGUUUACGCGGUACGCCAACGACGUUAUAGCGACGUGUGCGUUCGGCAUCAAGGUUGACUCGCUCAAGAACGCGGACAAUGAUUUCUACAUUAAUGGCAAAAAAAUGAUGGCAUUCAAUCGGCCGAUCGUAAUGGUAAAAAUGCUCGGUUUCCGGCUGCUGCCCAAACUGAUGAGCUAUCUAAGCCUGGAUCUGUUCGAUCGUGAGCAGAGCGACUAUUUUGUCGAGAUUAUACGCGAUACGCUAAAAACUCGAGACGCACACGGUAUCGUACGCCCGGAUAUGGUGCAUUUGCUGAUGCAGGCACGCAAGGGAGCAGCCAAACUGAAGCGUGAAGAUGAUGAUCAUGAAGAAGUGAAGGGUUUUGCGACCGUUGAGGAAUCGGAAGUGGGCAAAUCUGGCAAGGGUAUUCAGAUGACCGAACUCGAGAUGGUGGCACAAUGUUUAAUCUUUUUCCUGGCCGGCUUUGACACCGUUUCAACGUGUCUGACGUUCCUUGCUUACGAGCUCGCCAUUAACAAAGAAGUCCAGGACAAACUGUACGAGGAGAUCGUUGCGACAAGCAAAUCACUUGGCGGAGGCCCACUCACGUACGAUGCGGUCCAGGGCAUGCAGUACAUGGACAUGGUGGUAUCGGAGGGGUUACGUAUGUGGAGUCCGGCACCCGCUACCGAUCGGUUGUGUGUGCGCGAUUACGUAGUUGAUGAUGGCGAUCGGCUUAAGUUUACCAUCGACAAGGGUACGGUGAUAUUCUUCCCGGUUGCAGGCCUUCACCGUGACCCACAGUACUAUCCAAACCCGAACAAAUUCGAUCCGGAGCGUUUCAAUGAAGAAAAUCGCGAGAAAAUUAACCCAGGCACCUACCUGCCGUUCGGUAUCGGGCCACGCAACUGCAUCGGUUCUCGGUUUGCGCUGAUGGAAGUGAAGGCCAUCGUCUACUACAUGCUGCUGGAAUUCUCGUUCGAAAAAACACCCAACACUCAGAUACCGCUGCGACUGGCCAAGGGUUUUGCCGGCAUGCGCAGCGAGAAAGGUGUGUUUGUGGAGUUCCGACCGAGAAAGAAAGAUAAUUAAGGUUUAUA
This is a messenger RNA of Anopheles maculipalpis, 1653 nucleotides long. RefSeq names its product probable cytochrome P450 9f2. Gene Ontology annotation, molecular function: monooxygenase activity; oxidoreductase activity, acting on paired donors, with incorporation or reduction of molecular oxygen; heme binding. The transcript is spliced from 2 exons. Lineage: Eukaryota; Metazoa; Arthropoda; Insecta; Diptera; Culicidae. Bases 17 to 1645 code for a protein of 542 amino acids. The record is from RefSeq and is a predicted model, not a curated record.